AUGCUAUCACUGAAACGUGCAUAUAUUGGAGGUCUCUCAAAGGAUAUUAACGAAAAGGAUUUGUCUGAACGGUUUCGUACGUUUGGUGAAAUUACUGAAGUGGAAAUUAUCCGACAGGCCACUGGUAGCAAAAAUUUUCUUGUCACUUCGAGGACGUGUGAAAGUCGAGGUUUUGCAUAUGUUACUCUCAAGAUUACAGAGAAUAGCUGGAAAAAAUGCGUGAAUAUAUUUAAUGGUGCAAAAUGGAACGGAAUAACACUAAAGAUUCAAGAAGCAAAACCUGAUUAUAAACAAAGGUUAAAACAAGAAUGGGAAACUCAGAAAAAAGAUAACGAGCAAUCAUCACAUCCCCCUUCAACGAAAAAACGUAAAAGGCCAAAAAAAGGCGAGGUGGUUGUAGAGCUCUCUAAAGACAUGAGGUUGGUAACGGAUAGUAAUAUCGAUGAGCAAAAGAAAUGGAAGCGUAUUAAUAAUAAUGGACGCGUUGCUACUGUUAUGCGGAUGCGAAAACCAGAUGGGAGUAAGGUCACUAUAGAUCCUUCGAAAUACCAAAAAAACCAUCGAAAGAUUUUCAAUAAUAUUAAUGAAGUGAAGCCUAAACCACUUUACGAAUUAAUUAUGUAUUAUGAUAAUGAAAAAGAAGUGCGAGAAGAGGAAAAUCAAUCAGAACAGAAGUAUUGUGAUGACGUUUAUAGAGAAAAGAAAAAAUUAUUUGAUAUUCCUGCUGUUCUCAAUAGUUCUGUCAAAUUCACAAUUUUUUUGAAACUGACUACCUUUGACCGACAAAAGGAGCACUCUAAUAAAAUUCGUCUUGAAGCUCUAAAAAAACGUGGACUUGAAGAGCGUGAGAAGAAGGCUAAAAUUGUGGCGGCGUUGCGAAGAGAUUCGGAGGAAAAGAAAAAAGGUCAUAUAGUGUUCUCUGGCAGCGAUAGUGAAGAAAACGAACAAAAAGAGUCACCUUCGAAAAAGAUGAAUUUAUUCAGUCUCGAUAAUGAAUCAAAUGAAGAUGACGAUAGUGAUGACAAUUCCUACCAAAUUGAAAUUAAUCAAAUUUUUGAAGGAUCAUCUGGUCGAAAACUUUUAAAUCUGCAAAAAAGGUUUCACGGGGAUACUCAAAAACCAGAAACAACACAAUCAUCAUCAAAUGAUCGUUACAAUAAGAAAGAAGAUGAUAUUACUUCAAUGCUUAUUGAAGAAAAAUCAAAAAAUAUGAACAUUCUUCAUACAAUGUUUGACAAUAUGGAGAUCGAAAAAUCUCAGUUCAAAACCAAUCGCUUAAAUCAUGAAACGCUGUGGAAAGAAAUGAUACAUUUUGAUCCUGAUGCUCCCGAAGAAGAGAUUAAAAAAACCAAACGUGUUGAAGACGAUAAUGCUGAUAUUGAAUUCACAAGGCCAUCGUCUAUAUUACCACCACCACCUCAAGUCUCAAAAGAAGUAAAAAUUGAAAUCAACGCAGACUUCAAAGGAAUAUUUGCUCCAAGUGCAUCAUCGAAUGUUGUGUCUUCUUUUUCGCUCUUCGGAAAUAAUAACGAGAAAAAUGAAGGGAAUAAAAAUCCUGAUCGUGAAAUAGAUGUGGUAGAAUCUAUAGAUGACAAUUCAAAGUGUCUAUUUUCUUCGCAAGAUAUCAGACAAACCUCAGCAUCUCAUCCUUCUUCCAGACCAGCAAAUAAUUCUUUUACUGCGACUACCUCUGGCCCUUUAUUCUUUUUCCAUUUUGGGGAUGAAGCAUUAGAAAAAAGAUCACAUUUUCGAGAAUUAAAUACGUUUAUGAGAACUGUGCCUAUUGAGGAAAUCAUAAAAAAUUGGGAAAACACGCGACAAAAUUUAACCCAAGAAUUCAAACGUAAACAUAAAUCUGUAUCACGGAAACGACGAAAGAUGCAACGUAAAAUGAAUCAAAACUAG
Ambispora gerdemannii is the source of this 1905-nucleotide messenger RNA. NCBI's taxonomy places the organism in Eukaryota, Fungi, Glomeromycota, Glomeromycetes, Archaeosporales, Ambisporaceae. The record is from the annotation of a GenBank genome assembly.